CAUGCACACACACACCCAGAUUCUUACAGCACACAUGCAAAGUCAUCCCCACUAUUCACCACCUGUACUAUUUUUCCCCUCUCUCUCUCUAAAACCUCCUCUGUUCCUCUCUCUAAAACUCACCUAGGGUUUUAGUUUGUGUUCUUAUGGUAUUCUAGCAGGUGAAGAACAUUCAUGUCUGCAGAUUCUAAGAUGAUGAAUAAACCACCCCAGAUGAUGACUCGCCCUCCGAAUGAAGAUUUUUCGCUCAAAGAGACCAAACCCGCCCUCGGUGUUGGUAAAACCGCACACGAUAAGCUCACUAGCACCUAUGAUCUUGUUGAACAAAUGCAAUAUUUAUAUGUCCGUGUAGUCAAAGCCAAAGAUUUACCCGGAAAAGAUCUAACGGGCAGCUGCGACCCGUACGUGGAGAUCCGAAUGGGUAACUACAAGGGUACGACCCGCCAUUUCGAAAAGAAAACAAACCCGGAAUGGAACCAAGUGUUUUCGUUCUCUAAAGACCGAAUCCAAUCCACUAUGCUCGAGGUUGUGGUAAAAGAUAAAGAUGUUGUAAAAGAUGAUUUCAUAGGCGGCGUUUUAUUCGAUCUUAAUGAGAUCCCGAAACGGGUCCCACCCGAUAGCCCAUUAGCGCCACAAUGGUACAAGUUAGCGGACCGGAAAGGAGACAAACUUAAAGGGGAGCUUAUGUUAGCGGUUUGGUGGGGUACGCAAGCGGAUGAAGCGUUUUCGGAAGCGUGGCAUUCGGAUGCUGUCGGGGCUAGUGCGGACGGGCUUGCUAGUAUCAAGUCGAAAGUGUACUUAUCACCUAAACUUUGGUAUCUUCGAGUUAAUGUGAUUGAGGCCCAAGAUUUGAUCCCGAAUGAUAAGACACGGUUCCCCGAGGUUUAUGUAAAAGCUAUGCUCGGGAAUCAUGUUUUGAAGACUCGGGUUUCGGUUAGCAAGACGAUAAACCCGUUAUGGAACGAAGAUUUGAUGUUUGUGGCAUCGGAGCCGUUUGAAGAACCGUUGAUUUUGAGUGUAGAGGACCGGGUCGGGCCUAAUAAGGACGAGAUUCUUGGAAGGUGUGCGAUCCCGUUACAAUAUGUUGACCGGAGACUAGACCAUAGAGCGGUUAACUCGAAAUGGUUUAAUCUGGAAAAACAUGUUAUGGUUGAAGGUGAAAUGAAAAAAGAAGUUAAAUUCGCUAGUCGGGUUCACUUGCGAGUUUGUUUGGAAGGCGGGUACCAUGUUCUUGAUGAAUCGACUCAUUAUAGUAGCGAUCUUAGACCGACUGCUAAACAGUUAUGGAAAUACAGUAUCGGUGUGCUCGAGGUUGGAAUCUUGAGUGCGAACGGGCUUUCACCUAUGAAAACGAAAGACGGACGGGCUACAACCGAUGCUUAUUGUGUAGCAAAGUACGGUACCAAAUGGGUCAGAACCCGAACCAUAAUCGAUAGUCCUACACCUAAAUGGAAUGAGCAAUACACAUGGGAAGUUUUCGACCCGUGUACGGUUAUAACCAUUGGGGUUUUCGAUAAUUGUCAUUUACAAGGCGAAGAUAAGCCCGGUGGGAACCGUGACUCGAGGAUCGGUAAGGUUCGGAUCCGUUUAUCGACCCUUGAAACGGACCGCGUUUACACCCAUUCGUACCCGCUUUUAGUUUUGCACCCGUCCGGGGUUAAGAAAAUGGGUGAGAUUCAUUUAGCGGUUCGGUUUACGUGUUCAUCUUUGAUGAACAUGAUGCAUAUGUACUCGCAACCGUUACUACCGAAAAUGCAUUACAUUUACCCGUUAACCGUGAGCCAGCUUGAUAGCUUGAGACACCAAGCGAUCCAGAUUGUGUCGAUGAGGUUGAGCCGGGCUGAACCGCCUUUACGAAAAGAGAUUGUCGAGUAUAUGCUCGAUGUCGGGUCACAUAUGUGGAGUAUGAGAAGAAGUAAAGCAAACUUCUUGAGAAUGAUGUCGGUUUUGGGGGGAUUAGUCGCGAUCGGGAGAUGGUUCAAUCAUAUUUGCAACUGGAAAAACCCGAUCACAACCGUUCUAAUCCACGUUCUUUUCGUGAUACUCGUGUUAUACCCCGAACUCAUUCUCCCAACCGUGUUUCUUUACCUUUUCCUGAUCGGUAUUUGGUACUACCGAUGGAGGCCCCGAAACCCCCCUCAUAUGGAAACCCGAAUUUCAUGUGCUGAUAACGUGCAUCCCGAUGAACUAGACGAAGAAUUCGACACGUUCCCGACUUCCCGACCUCCUGAUAUCAUCCGAAUGCGGUAUGAUCGGCUCAGAAGUAUCAUGGGCCGGAUGCAAACCGUGGUUGGUGAUAUGGCAACUCAAAGAGAACGGUUUCAGUCCCUAUUAAGUUGGAGGGACCCGCGAGCCACGUCACUUUUUGUGACGUUUUGUUUACUUACUGCUAUUGUUCUUUAUGUUACGCCUUUUCAAGUUGUCGCUAUUCUGACGGGGCUUUAUGUUUUGCGACACCCGAGGUUUCGUCAUAAGCUACCUUCGGUGCCAGUUAACUUCUUUAGACGAUUACCCGCGAGAACCGACUGCAUGCUAUGAGAAAAAGACGAUGACUUUUGUCAAAGAUUUUCUCUCUUGAUGUGUUCUUGGAUCAACAUAGGUGUAAAAGAACUGAGUUUAUGAUGGUACAAUGUUUAAUACUAGUGUUUGUAUUGUGUUUUGUGGAUAUUAUGAUUGGUUACUUUGCAGCUUGGUAGGUUUGAAUUUGGUUU
Molecule: messenger RNA, 2711 nt
Organism: Helianthus annuus (common sunflower)
Lineage: Eukaryota; Viridiplantae; Streptophyta; Magnoliopsida; Asterales; Asteraceae
Product: FT-interacting protein 3
Exons: 2
Coding region: 175-2538 (787 amino acids)
Source: RefSeq, a predicted model, not a curated record